AUGGCUGUGACUUCGGAGGAGUCACCGCUGCUGCGUCCGCGGUCCGAUACAGAUACGAAGGACACAGCUGCACCGCCGACACCAAAGCGAUCGGACCUUAUUUUAAUCUUCGGGACGUUCAUAGGUGUUUUCAUUGCAAGCGCCGACGAAGCCCUAGUUAUCUCCACGUACAGCGCCAUCGCGUCGCAAUUCCACCACCUCUCCCAAGGAUCAUGGCUCCUCCUCGCAUAUAACUUUGGGUACUGCAUCUCGCUGCCUGUGUAUAGUGUCCUGGGGGACGCAUAUGGGCGCAAGAAUGUCCUCAUCUGUUCAUAUACUACGUUCGCGGUUAGCUGUCUUGCCUGUGGCGCAAGUGCGACAAUGACCCAGCUUAUUCUAUCGAGGGUGCUCGCUGGCUCGAGCGGUGCUGGAAUGAUAAUUGUGGUUUCGGUCAUCCUCAGCGAUAUCAUUGCACCGCAUGAAAUUGCUUUAUACCGGAGCUAUCAGAACAUUGUCAAUGUCGCCGGCCGCAGUCUCGGGGGUCCCAUCGGGGGUUUUCUCACAGAUACCAUCGGAUGGAGAUGGGCAUUCUAUGGCCAGAUUCCGAUUAUCCUUCUUUGCACGGUAUUCGUCGGAAUCCGCCUCCCUUCUUUCCUGAACGAUACCCUGAUCGACGAAGCCGAAGACCGCGCGGAUCAGACAGAGCACAGGCGAUCGCCCGUCUGGGAUCUGGACUUUUCAGGGAUAUUCACCUUCUCUGGAACUAUCCUAGCGCUGUUGUUCUUCCUCCAGGAACUGGGGACCCUGAACGAAGACACUGUCCUUCGGACUGCGCUGCUGGGACUUGGCUUUGUAGCUGGGUGUAUACUGUUCGUCACGCUCGAGCUUUUCUGGGCUGAGAAGCCUUUGAUUCCGAUUCGAAUCUAUUCAUCUGGAAUUUCGGCCCAUUUUCUCCUCCAGGUUCUGCUCCUUGGUGGUCGCUACGCGUUCCUCAGCAACCUCGUGCCCUAUUUCAUCCGCGUCACCAACACAAGCAACUUACUCGCAUCUCUCUCGCUUGUCGUUGUGGCCAUCGGCGUGGCCAUCGGAGGCGUUGUAUGCGGCCUGGUUAUUAAAUAUACGAAACGCUGCAAAUCAAUGACCCUAGCCUCCAUCUUCAACCUGACCAUUUGCACCCUUCUCAUCUUCAUCCAAUGGCGGAACGGCUUCAAACUAUGGUACGGCAUAUACCUGAUCCCCUUCGGCAUCGCGACGGGGAUGCUCUUCCCGGCAUUAUUCGUCGGGAUGUCUACAUAUGCGCCAGAGGGGAAGUUGCAUGUUUGCAUUGGCACGUACUACCUCUGCCAGCAGCUCGGUCUUGUCAUCGGUCCUGCGGCUGGGUCGGCGCUGAAUCAGAAGUUGUUUGCGGCGAGGCUGGGGAUGACCCUUGAGGGAUUGGAGGAUAAGAGUUCUAUAAUACACCGCAUUCUCAACGAGGUGCGAUUUGCGAAUACCCUUCCCUCGGCGCUGAGGGAGGUUGUGAGGUCGAGUUAUUUGGACAGCUUUCAGUAUUUGCCGCUUCUUGCGACGGUAGUGUCUGCUGCUAUGUUUCCCAUUGCUGCGAUUCUGAGGGAGUCAGAGAUGUAA
Messenger RNA from Aspergillus versicolor CBS 583.65, 1605 nucleotides. RefSeq lists its product as uncharacterized. The coding region runs from base 1 to 1605 and encodes 534 amino acids. Gene Ontology annotation, cellular component: fungal-type vacuole membrane. The record is from RefSeq and is a predicted model, not a curated record. Lineage: Eukaryota; Fungi; Ascomycota; Eurotiomycetes; Eurotiales; Aspergillaceae. Gene Ontology annotation, biological process: transmembrane transport; basic amino acid transport. The transcript has 10 exons. Gene Ontology annotation, molecular function: basic amino acid transmembrane transporter activity.